Anopheles marshallii is the source of this 423-nucleotide messenger RNA. RefSeq names its product protein C19orf12 homolog. NCBI's taxonomy places the organism in Eukaryota, Metazoa, Arthropoda, Insecta, Diptera, Culicidae. The transcript has a single exon. The coding region runs from base 1 to 423 and encodes 140 amino acids. The record is from RefSeq and is a predicted model, not a curated record.
AUGCCAAUCAACACGCGAGAAUUGCUGGAUGCUGUGGCCAUUCUUACCGACAAAAAUUCGAUGCGCGUUACGCUCAAAAGUAGCGCCAAAGGUGCAACCGUCGCUGGGUCGUCAACGUUUGUCGGCGGUUUGCUGGCAGGUCCGGUAGGGCUGUUGGUCGGUGGUGCGGUCGGUGGCCUGAUCGCCUACGCUAUGACAAGUAAUCAGUUCAAACCUGUAAGCCACAUCAUUCAACACGAUCUCUCGGUGCGGGAGCAGGAGCAGCUAAAGCAGCGGAUAGUCGACGCGUUGUCUGAAUUCAAUCCCACCGAUCUUAUGGUUAUUCUUCCCUUGUUGGCGGGCAAUGUUUCAGUACAGAAAAUGGUCCUUAGCACGGUAGUAACGUUUUUAACAAAUGAUAUGCGUAUGCAAAUCAUUGACUGA